Molecule: messenger RNA, 2230 nt
Organism: Pseudonaja textilis
Lineage: Eukaryota; Metazoa; Chordata; Lepidosauria; Squamata; Elapidae
Gene: TOM1
Product: target of myb1 membrane trafficking protein
Biological process (GO): signal transduction
Cellular component (GO): endosome; membrane
Molecular function (GO): phosphatidylinositol binding; ubiquitin binding; clathrin binding
Source: RefSeq, a predicted model, not a curated record
CGCCCAUCAGAUUUCCGCGUUAAACUCCGCUCGUCAAGGAGGCGCUUAGGCUGCGGGGUGUGUCGCAAGAGCAAAGAACCAAGCACGGCCCCUGCAACUCAGAGCGGUCACGUGACCCACUCGUGGCCCUGUCACCUGAUCUCUGCUAAGCCGUGGCGGUCGUCUAGUUGGUGAUGGAGUUUCUUCUCGGCAAUCCUUUUAGCUCUCCGGUCGGACAGCGCAUUGAGAAAGCUACUGAUGGCUCCUUACAGAAUGAAGAUUGGGCUCUUAACAUGGAAAUCUGUGACAUCAUUAAUGAGACAGAAGAAGGGCCCAAAGAUGCUUUUCGAGCCAUAAAGAAAAGGGUUGUUGGAAAUAAGAAUUUCCAUGAAGUGAUGUUGGCUUUGACGGUCCUUGAGACAUGUGUCAAAAACUGUGGCCAUCGCUUUCACAUAUUGGUUGCUAGCCAGGAUUUUGUAGAAGGUGUAUUAGUACGAACCAUCCUUCCCAAAAACAAUCCUCCAGCCAUUGUACAUGAUAAGGUGCUGACCCUCAUCCAAUCCUGGGCUGAUGCCUUUCGUAGUACACCGGACCUGACUGGGGUUGUGACUGUUUAUGAGGACCUGAGGAGGAAAGGCCUGGAGUUUCCCAUGACAGAUCUAGAUAUGCUAUCACCCAUCCAUACACCACAGAGGACUGUAUACACUCCACCAGAUUCCCAGCCAGGAGUUAUUUCAUCAGCAGAUUCUCCUCAACCAAUAGAUUCAAUCCUGCACCCUGUAUCUUUACCACAAGUUCCAGAAAUUGCAGCUGAUGCCUCUAUCACACCUACAGCAGACCAGAUUGGAAAAUUACGCAGUGAAUUGGAAGUGGUGAAUGGAAAUGUAAAAGUAAUGUCUGAGAUGUUAACAGAAUUAGUGCCAGGACAAACUGAACCUUCUGACCUUGAACUGCUCCAGGAAUUGAAUCGGACGUGUAAAGCAAUGCAGCAGCGUAUAUUGGAGCUGAUUCCCCGCAUCCUUAAUGAACAGUUAACUGAGGAGCUGCUCAUUGUCAAUGACAACCUCAACAAUAUUUUCCUGCGCCAUGAACGGUUUGAACGGCUCCGAUCUGGCCAGCCUGCAAAGCAACAGAAUGACACAGAGAAUGAAAACAGUAUGCUUGACAUGGGGCCUAGUAUCACACCAGCACAAAAAGUUCCUGUAACUGCCAGUACACUUUCAUCUCAACUUGCAGGAAUUGAUCUUGGUUCUAAUAGUGUCAGUUCAGGUUUGCAAUCCCUCAACAAUUCCAGCAAACUGGAAGAAGAGUUUGAUAUGUUUGCACUGACCCGUGGCAGUUCCUUAGCUGAACAACGCAAAGAGGUGAAGUAUGAAGAUCCUUUAGCAACAAAAGGUCUAGCUGGAGCCUUGGAUGCCAGACAACAGAAUACAGGAGCACUGGAGCCAGGUGGUUCUACUGACGAGGCCCCGAUUACAAACUGGAUGAUGCGCCAAGGAAUGAUUCCUGUAUCCCAAGCUACUUUCAUGGAGGAAAUUGAGCAGUGGAUCUCCACUGAAGAGGGAAACAAGACAGUGGAUCCAAAGGGUGUCACCAGUGAAGAGUUUGACAGAUUCCUUGAGGAGCGUGCAAAGGUGGCAGAUCGACUUCCUACCCUUCCCAGUGCCCCCACAGGGGCUCCUUCCACAACAUCCACUAACUCUGGUCCUCAGCGAAAGAAAGACAAAGAUGAAGAUGCAAUGUUUGCUUUAUGAGCCAUUCUGCGGCUUGGUGUGCCGUGGUUACAAGAGGACCUGUGUGUUCUGCGCUGCACUUCUUGAGGGAGAGAGGGGAAUCCAAAGGAGACAAGAUCGGAAAAGUUUCCUCUUUCCUUCUUCCUGCCUUCUUUCCAGACUGCUUCGGGUUAGGUUAAUCAUUGCUGCAAUAGGGAACACUAAAGCAAAGCAAGCAGUAGGAAGAUGUUGCAGAGCUAUCAAAUGUAUUUGCCAGAUGAAUUGGGAUUUCUCCUGGGAGAUCUAGGCAGUCUUGGGUGUUCUUCAUUGUUUUGCUGUGCAUAUCUUUCUCCAAUGAUGAUGACUCUUAAAAGUCGUGCUGAAAGUGAGUAGUAGGAUUUGUCAGUUUUUCCCAAUCCCACAGGCAGUUGCACAAAAUGGUCAAAUUGGGCAGCUUCUUUCAAUCUUUAAGCUGGCUUUUCUGUAUUUUUCUUCUCCUCUAGCAAUAAGGGAACUACAGAUCCAGUUUGCUGUGGGGG